Messenger RNA from Hippocampus comes (tiger tail seahorse), 1702 nucleotides. RefSeq names its product matrilysin-like. The record is from RefSeq and is a predicted model, not a curated record. The transcript is spliced from 10 exons. NCBI's taxonomy places the organism in Eukaryota, Metazoa, Chordata, Actinopteri, Syngnathiformes, Syngnathidae. The coding region runs from base 156 to 1586 and encodes 476 amino acids. Gene Ontology annotation, cellular component: extracellular matrix. Gene Ontology annotation, biological process: proteolysis; extracellular matrix organization; collagen catabolic process. Gene Ontology annotation, molecular function: metalloendopeptidase activity; zinc ion binding.
CAUGAUGUGCUCCCAUAUCGAAGUGGUUUAAAUAUGGUGCUUCUCCUCUCCUUGGCUUCUUGCCCUGCCAACUCCUCCCUUGUUGCAAGUAAGAUCUGAGAGAGAGAAGAGUUUAAAAGCCUCAUUAAGCACAAGUGGCAUCUCUGUGUGCUCCAAUGAACAUCAUGGUGCUUUCCAUCUGGCUCUUGCUCUCAUUCACAGUCGCCCCGGGUCUGGCGGCACCCACGUCCACGCCGAAGGGAGCCGCCUCUCCUUCCCCUACUGCGCACACUGACUUGAAAACGGCCACAGAAUACCUUAAGCGCUACUACGAGCUGCAAGAAGAGCCCCUGGAAGGCCGAAAGCCGAGCGGCCUCUCCUUUGCGUCUAAGCUGAAAGAGAUGCAGACCUUCUUCAGGCUCAAUGCAACAGGAAAUCUAGAUCAGGACACCAUGCAGGUCAUGAGGAGGCCUCGCUGCGGCAAUCCAGAUUCCGAAGAGUCCAGCGGUCAUACCCAAGGGGCACAAUGGCACAAGAAGGUCAUCACGUACAGCAUUGGCAGGUAUACCAAAGACAUGCCUCGCAGCACCGUCGACUCCCUGCUCAAGUCCGCUCUCAGCGUCUGGGCCAGAGCCAGCGGUCUGACAUUUGUCCGCUCGCACACCCGCCCCGCCGACAUCACGGUGGAGUUUGUCACCCAGGAACAUGGUGAUUCAUAUCCAUUUGAUGGACCCGGUGGCUCGUUGGCUCACGCUUUUGGUCCAGGACAGGACGUCGCAGGAGAAAUGCACUUUGAUGAUGAUGAACGCUGGACAGCAACAGGCACAUCUGGAUCGAAUCUUUUGGUGGUGGCUGCACAUGAAUUAGGCCACACGUUGGGUCUAAAGCACUCAAGGAACCCUGCAUCACUCAUGCACCCCAACUACAAGGUCGUUCCCUCAGGGGCCAACCUCCUCUCCAGAGAAGAUGUCAGCGAUAUCGUCGCACUUUACCAUCGGCGACACUAUCUUUCAGGACUGUUCCCCCGAAUCAUACGAAACAGAUGUGCUCCUGAUGUGACGUUCGAUGCCGUCUCCACACUCGGGGAUGCCACCAUCUUCUUCAAAGACAGAUAUCUUUGGAUGAAACACAAUAAGGAGAACGAUAUCAAAGAAGGUCCAAUCACCAACUUUAUGCCUAAGAUCGAAACCAGAAUUGACGCGGCCUUCUGGGUUCCGCGCAGGUCCACCGCUUACCUCAUUCACGAAUCAAUGUUCUGGACGGUGAAAGGUUCUGUCGUCAAAGGAAAGCCCAGAGCUCUGUGCCACUUUGGCUUUCCCGCCUGGGUGCAGGACGUCGAUGCUGCUGUGCACAUCGCCGCAACGGGACGCACCCUCUUCUUCAUGCAUGACAUUUAUUGGAGCUUCAAUGAAAACAGAAGAGUGAUGGACUUUGGUUACCCGAAGUACAUCAGCGAGGACUUUCCUGCACUCAACUCAACAAUCAAUGCCGCCAUUCACAAAGACGGUUUCAUCUAUUUCUUUGUUGGACCACAAGUGUACAAGUACGACUACGCCAACAAGCGCGUCGCUGGAGUUGAGAGGGCAAAUUCUUGGCUGGGCUGUUGAUGCUCAGCAAUGACCCGGUUGUCGUCAGCAGAAUACGGAUCACAUGAGAAACACUCUCCACUUCAUUACCUGCGAGAUGUCGGUAAUGGAAAUAAAGGAUUUCUAUUUAAACCUGA